AGCAGAUAUAUGCAGAGUCUGUCGGUCUGAAGGAACUCCUGAGAAACCCCUCUAUCAUCCUUGUGUGUGUACUGGCAGUAUUAAAUUUAUUCAUCAGGAAUGCUUAGUUCAGUGGCUUAAGCACAGCAGAAAAGAAUACUGUGAAUUAUGUAAGCACAGAUUUGCUUUCACACCAAUUUAUUCCCCAGAUAUGCCUUCACGGCUUCCAAUCCAAGACAUCUUUGCUGGACUGGUUACAAGUAUUGGCACAGCAAUACGAUACUGGUUUCAUUAUACACUUGUGGCCUUUGCAUGGUUGGGCGUAGUACCUCUUACUGCAUGUCGUAUCUACAAGUGCUUGUUUACUGGCUCUGUGAGCUCACUACUGACACUGCCAUUAGAUAUUCUGUCAACGGAGAACUUACUGGCUGACUGUUUGCAGGGCUGUUUUGUGGUAACAUGCACGCUGUGUGCAUUUAUCAGCCUUGUUUGGUUACGUGAACAGAUUGUCCAUGGAGGAGCACCACAGUGGUUGGAACAAAAUCAGCAACAGCCACUCAAUGGUGUUGGUCAGCAAAAUGAGGCUCAGGCUGUUGUAAAUGGAGGUGUUGAAAAUGCUGUGCUUGAUCAACCUGCUAACCCAGCUGCUGAGAAUGUAGUUGUAGGUGAGAACCCUGAAAUUCAAGAAGAACAAGUAGAUGAAGAGGAGGAGGAUAAUGAAGAUGAAGAAGAUGCUGCAGUAGAAGAUGCAGCAGAUCCAAACAAUGGAGCACAAGAUGACAUGAACUGGAAUGCUUUGGAAUGGGAUCGCGCAGCAGAAGAGCUUACUUGGGAGCGAAUGCUUGGACUUGAUGGAUCUCUGGUUUUUUUAGAACAUGUCUUUUGGGUGGUAUCUUUAAAUACGUUGUUCAUCCUUGUGUUUGCAUUUUGUCCGUACCACAUUGGUCAUUUCUCCAUUGUUGGCCUGGGCUUUGAGGAAUAUGUUCAAGCAUCUCACUUUGAAGGCCUGAUUACAACUAUAGUUGGAUAUGUUCUGCUAGCAGUGACUCUAAUUGUUUGUCAUGGUUUGGCAGCGCUUGUUAAGUUUCAGCGAUCACGUCGUUUAUUAGGAGUUUGCUAUAUCGUUGUCAAGGUUUCCUUGUUAGUGGUGGUUGAAAUUGGUGUGUUUCCUCUCAUCUGUGGCUGGUGGCUGGAUAUAUGCUCUUUGGAGAUGUUUGAUGCCACUUUGAAAGAUAGAGAAUUGAGCUUUCAGUCUGCCCCAGGUACCACAAUGUUUCUGCACUGGUUAGUUGGAAUGGUUUAUGUCUUCUAUUUUGCAUCCUUCAUUCUUUUACUGAGAGAGGUAUUGAGACCUGGUGUCUUAUGGUUUCUCAGGAAUUUGAAUGAUCCAGACUUUAAUCCUGUGCAGGAAAUGAUUCACUUGCCCAUUUAUAGACAUCUCAGGAGGUUUAUCUUAUCAGUGAUUGUCUUUGGAUCAAUUGUACUGCUCAUGCUCUGGCUUCCUAUACGCAUUAUUAAGUAUCUCCUCCCUAACUUUCUUCCAUAUAAUGUUAUGCUCUACAGUGAUGCUCCAGUAAGUGAACUUUCCCUAGAGCUCCUUUUGCUUCAGGUGGUGCUUCCAGCUUUGCUAGAACAAGGACAUACAAGACAGUGGUUGAAAGGUCUUGUACGAGCAUGGACUGUUACUGCUGGAUACUUGCUGGAUCUCCAUUCUUACCUACUUGGUGACCAGGAAGAGAAUGAAAAUAAUGCAAACCAGCAGCCUAACAACCAGCAUGCUCGCAAUAAUAAUGCCAUUCCAGUUGUGGGAGAAGGUCUUCAUGCAGCCCAUCAAGCCAUCCUUCAACAAGGAGGACCUGUGGGUUUCCAGCCUUAUCGUCGGCCUUUAAAAUUCCCGCUCAGGAUAUUUCUUUUGAUUGUUUUCAUGUGCAUAACAUUACUGAUUGCUAGUCUUAUCUGCCUUACCUUACCAGUAUUUGCUGGCCGAUGGUUAAUGUCAUUUUGGACGGGGACUGCCAAAAUCCAUGAACUGUACACAGCUGCUUGUGGUCUUUAUGUCUGUUGGCUAACUAUCCGAGCAGUGACAGUGCUGGUUGCCUGGAUGCCACAGGGUCGUAGAGUGAUUUUUCAGAAGGUCAAAGAAUGGUCUCUCAUGAUAAUGAAGACAUUAAUAGUGGCUAUACUGCUAGCUGGUGUGGUUCCACUUUUGCUCGGUCUUCUGUUUGAACUGGUCAUCGUUGCACCUUUGAGAGUUCCUUUGGAUCAAACACCUCUCUUCUAUCCUUGGCAGGACUGGGCUCUUGGAGUUCUGCAUGCCAAAAUAAUUGCUGCCAUAACACUGAUGGGUCCCCAGUGGUGGCUGAAAACUGUUAUUGAACAGGUAGGAAAAAACUGUGCAU
This is a messenger RNA of Pelecanus crispus (Dalmatian pelican), 2378 nucleotides long. NCBI's taxonomy places the organism in Eukaryota, Metazoa, Chordata, Aves, Pelecaniformes, Pelecanidae. The record is from RefSeq and is a predicted model, not a curated record.